This is a messenger RNA of Bicyclus anynana (squinting bush brown), 11937 nucleotides long. RefSeq names its product dynamin (gene shi). Gene Ontology annotation, cellular component: plasma membrane; cytoplasm; microtubule. Gene Ontology annotation, molecular function: GTP binding; microtubule binding; GTPase activity. The record is from RefSeq and is a predicted model, not a curated record. Gene Ontology annotation, biological process: receptor-mediated endocytosis. Bases 50 to 2710 code for a protein of 886 amino acids. The transcript has 16 exons. NCBI's taxonomy places the organism in Eukaryota, Metazoa, Arthropoda, Insecta, Lepidoptera, Nymphalidae.
GCGAAGACGAACUUCAUAAAACGAGGAGAAUCAGAAGAAACCAGCAGCCAUGGCGGGGAAUAUGGGAAUGGAGCAAUUGAUACCAAUUGUGAAUAAGAUGCAAGAUGCUUUCACACAACUAGGAGUUCAUAUGCAACUGGACCUCCCACAAAUAGCUGUCGUGGGUGGUCAAUCGGCUGGAAAGAGUUCUGUGUUAGAAAACUUCGUAGGCAGGGACUUUUUGCCCCGUGGUUCGGGUAUUGUCACUCGGCGCCCACUUAUUCUGCAACUCAUCAAUGGAAAUGCAGAAUGUGCGGAGUUUCUCCACUGCAAGGGGAAAAGGUUCACCGACUUCAACGAAGUGCGCGCCGAGAUCGAGGCGGAGACAGAUCGCGUCACCGGCUCCAACAAGGGCAUCUCCCCGGUGCCCAUCAACUUGCGCGUAUACUCGCCUAACGUACUCAACCUGACCCUGAUCGACUUGCCGGGCCUGACCAAGGUGCCGAUCGGCGACCAGCCGGCUGACAUAGAGCAACAGAUCAAAGGCAUGAUCUUCCAGUUCAUCCGGCGCGAGUCGUGCCUCAUCCUCGCUGUGACCCCGGCCAACACCGACUUGGCGAACAGCGAUGCCCUCAAACUUGCCAAAGAAGUGGACCCGCAAGGUCUGCGUACAAUCGGUGUGAUUACAAAGCUGGACCUCAUGGACGACGGCACGGACGCGCGCGACGUGCUCGAGAACAAGCUGCUGCCGCUGCGACGCGGGUACAUCGGCGUCGUCAACCGCUCGCAGAAGGACAUCGACGGACGGAAGGACAUCUCUGCGGCGCUCGCGGCCGAGAGGAAGUUCUUCCUUAGCCACCCUUCGUACCGGCACCUCGCAGACCGGCUCGGCACGCCAUACUUGCAGCGCGUGCUGAACCAACAGCUCACCAACCACAUUCGAGACACGCUGCCCGGCUUGAGAGACAAGCUUCAGAAGCAGUUGCUCACACUCGAGAAGGAUGUCGACCAGUACAAGCACUUCAGGCCCGACGACCCGUCCAUCAAGACCAAGGCUAUGCUACAGAUGAUCCAACAACUGCAGACAGACUUCGAGAGGACCAUCGAGGGUUCGGGCUCGGCACAGAUCAACACCAACGAGCUGUCGGGAGGUGCCAAAAUCAACAGACUGUUCCACGAGAGGUUCCCCUUUGAAAUUGUCAAAAUGGAGUUCGAUGAGAAGGAGCUGCGCAGGGAAAUCGCAUUCGCCAUUCGGAACAUCCAUGGUAUCAGAGUGGGUCUGUUCACACCGGACAUGGCGUUCGAGGCUAUAGUGAAGAAGCAGAUCGGUCGGCUAAAGGAGCCCAGUCUCAAAUGUGUUGACUUGGUCGUUCAAGAACUUUCGAAUGUGGUCAGAGUUUGCACAGAAAGGAUGUCCCGGUACCCACGACUGCGCGAGGAGACGGAGCGCAUCAUCAUGUCCCACGUGCGCUCGCGCGAGCAGCAGUGCAAGGACCAGCUCAUACUGCUCAUAGACUGCGAGCUCGCUUACAUGAACACCAACCACGAGGACUUCAUCGGUUUCGCAAAUGCACAGAACCAGUCGGAAAACGCAGCUAAAUCUGGGCAACGCUCCCUCGGGAACCAAGUUAUCAGGAAAGGCUAUAUGUGCAUACACAAUUUAGGCAUAAUGAAAGGUGGCUCUCGCGACUACUGGUUCGUGCUGACGUCGGAGAGCAUCUCCUGGUUCAAGGAUGAGGAGGAGCGCGAGAAGAAGUACAUGCUGCCGCUCGACGGGCUCAAGCUGCGCGACCUCGAGCAGGGGUUCAUGUCGCGCCGACACAUGUUCGCGCUCUUCAACCCCGAGGGGCGGAAUGUGUACAAGGAUUACAAGCAGCUUGAGUUGUCUUGCGAGAAUCAAGACGACGUAGACUCUUGGAAGGCGUCCUUCCUCAGGGCCGGGGUAUACCCGGAGAAGACUUCUGAAGCGGCCAACGGUGACGAGAGUUCAGAUACAUCUGGCACGAGCAGUAUGGACCCUCAGUUGGAGAGGCAGGUGGAGACGAUCAGGAAUCUGGUGGACUCGUACAUGCGUAUAGUGACGAAGACGACUCGCGACCUGGUGCCCAAGACCAUCAUGAUGAUGAUCAUCAACAAUGCCAAAGAUUUCAUCAACGGGGAGCUGUUGGCGCAUUUAUACGCGUCUGGCGAUCAGUCGCAAAUGAUGGAGGAGUCCCCCGAGGAGGCGCUCAAGCGCGAGGAGAUGCUGCGCAUGUACCACGCGUGCAAGGAGGCGCUGCGGAUCAUCGGCGACGUGUCCAUGGCGACCGUCAGCACGCCCGUGCCGCCGCCCGUCAAGAACGACUGGCUGGAGAGCCGCCUGGACUCCAACCCGCGCCUGUCGCCGCCCUCGCCCGGCGGCCCGCGCCGAGCCGCGCCUGCGCAACAAGGUUCCCUAGGACAGCGAGGAGCUCCCCCAGUGCCCGGCGGCGGUGCCGGCAGACCUGCGCCGCCGCUGCCGUCGCGACCCGGCGGCUCCGCCCCCCCGCCGCCCGGCGGCCGCCCCAUGCCCUCGCAGGGCCUGCCCGCGCCGCUCAUACCCACGCGUCCGGGCUCGGCAGCGGGAGCGGCGGUGGGUGCUAUGAACCAGUUGCCGCCUCACAUGAGGCAGCAGAUCAACCAGGCGGUCGGCCAGGCGGUCACCAACGCCGCCAUCAGUGAACUCAGCUCCGCAUUCGCCAAAUUCAAGUAAUCCCAACUGAGCAAUUGCUCUGGAACGCGCACUAUGGGUUAACGUUUCUUGGUACAUUGACAAUAUCAUUAUACAUAUGAUUAUAUUAUUGUAAUAAAUAAGGUGCUUUGUAGUAGCCAUGCGGUGAUGCUAAAGACUCAAUUAUGGCUUCAAUGUUAAAAAGUUUUAGAGCCUCACUAGCUCAACUGAAAAGCGGUCGGACUCAUCACCGAGGUGUGGUCGUUCGAUCCCCGCCCCGUUGGAUUAUUGGCGUACGCACUUCUAAUAUAGUUUUCCCCGAUUAGUUGGAGGAAAAUGAGAAUAUUGUUCAUAUUCUCCAGCCAGUCCAGCUACUGUAUUUUAAAUGGGUGUGAAAUUUACAGAGUUUGUCUGGCCCUUUUAACGUACGUAAUUUCUCAACAGAGUUACUCGGAAUAUUCGUAACUCCUCAGUAACAGCUAUGGUUUAGUCUAGGUACCUAUAUAUGUCAUAGCGUAGUAUAACUUACAAACCUUUAAAUAAUCAGUAGUUUUUCACGAAGCACUAGUUACAAUAAAAAAACAAGAACUUUUAAAAAAUAGUGUUAAACAUUGUUGCCAAAUUAUUAAAUCUAAUUAGCAAUUUACCAAGAAACAAAACCAAAAGGCACACUCACGAAAAUGUGCUUCCGACUAAUGUGUUAAAUGUUGUUUGAUCUAACAUCGAUUCCAAGUGUAACAACUACAACCCGUGUUCUUACUCAAUACCUAAUAUUGUUGAUGUAGUAACAAAGUGCUUCAAGCUUUUGUGAUCCGGUGGAUAAAACAGGAACUAACCUCCGGCCGCUCGGCCUGAGACAGAGAGUGAGAGAGAGAGAGACAGAGAGAGACAAAAAAACGAGGCAAUUGUAAUUGAAUAUGUUUGUCCCAUUCGCACGACCUGACCUUGACUAAAGUGCGACAAAAGCGACACCCUCACCGGGCCAGAUAAGUUUGUGCCACUAUACCGUCUUUAUGCUUUUGUUUGUCAUCUUAAAGGACUAAUUAUAUUAUAUUCAGCUAUAAUUCAGCUUUGGUUCAUAAAAACUAGCGUUUUAUGCAGUAAUACGUGCGUUUUAAAUCGCAUUCUUGUGAAACGAUUGUUUCGCAUAUUUCAGCGCUGAAUUAUUAUUGUAACGGUUCUCAACUAUAUGUCUUCACUUGAAGCGCUCGAUUUAUUUGGCUAUUUAAAAAAGUCGACUCAAAAUUAUAUAUAUUUUUCAUAUUUUCAUCUAAUUUAAAGUAGUUUCACUUGAGUGGGGUCAGCAAAAUAUGUGAAUCUAUCAGUUAAAUUUUCAUCUGAUUAUGUGAAUUUUCAGAUGUUGUAAAAUAUUUUGGGAAUUUUCUUUUUUAGACAAUUUCAAUCUGUCUGAAAACGCCAAAAAGACGACGUUGUCAUCCAAGUUGAGAGCCUAUGUUGUAAUCAAACCAUUCAGCUAAAUGUGAGUGUAGGUGAAUAAGUGUAAUCAGUCCCUAACUGCGUGCUUCUAAACUUUUAAUCGCAAAGAAUCAAUUUAUUUACGUUCUGUCUAUCGGUUAUAAUAAAUUAAUAUUAUAUUUAUCAUAUUUGUAAUGCACUUUACAUUGUUACGAAUGUAUAACCAGUUAUUAAUUAUAACUACAUACUAAGUUUAGUUCAUUAGAUAGAAUAAACUCCUUUCGGUUUAGGUUUUCGUGCAAAUGUGAUGUCAAAUAUCACAAUGUUACCAUAGUGUUAAUUUUAAAGAUUUCAUUGGGAAUUACAUGCUCACUUUCGACGAUUUAGUGUGUAAUCGCCAAAAAAUUGCCCCUGCAAGGUAAUUUACACUCACCGUAUAAGUGUAUAUUGUCUCUAAACAAAAAUAUACAUUUCCUAAAAAAUAUUCUGUAACCAGUAAAAUAUUUGUUAAGUUCAUUAAUUUAAAAUUAUGCUAUGAUAUUUUACCCUUAUAAUUUAAUACUAAAUACCUAAAUUGUCUAUGGCCGAAGAGUCACAAUAGUCUACUAUUAUUAUGGUUAUAAAUUUCUAUGUAAUGAUCCCGUGUAUAUAAUUGAUCAAUUCAUUUUAAAUUUUUCUUGUAAAUAUUUUUAUAUUCAUUUUUUUAAAAGAGUGGCUGUUGUUUUUGAAGUGAUAACUUCAUACGGGUGGGUAAACCGCUGGUAACGUAACACGUUACUGCUGAAGUUGGCACGUUUGACACUUGCACUUGACAGAGCGAACUUCGGACUGAUUUUACGACCACAGACUAUUUACAAAAGUUUCUAUGUUGCUGUCAAAAUGUUCUUCACACCUCUCCGACAAUAGAGGAUUCAUAAUUCAAUAAUUAAUUAGAUUCACUUAAUUAAAGCAGUUCGUUUAAGUUAUCACUUCUGUCAAGCGUCCCGAGACGCACACGUUUUUUUUAUGGAUACGAAUGUUGCUACCAUUUAUAGCUUUUUAACUUUGGCAACAUUGACGAUUUUAUGAUCAACGAUCUCUUAUCGAAGGGCAUUACUAAAAAUGGUGAUGUUGCCAGUAACAAGCUGAUCUUCAGUGACUUUGAAAGGUGCAAAACUAUAGGCGUAUGCGGCAUUUAAAGGUGAUUCGGGGUGUUUAUAUGGCUAAUCUGGCAUAAAUGAAGUCUUGAGAUCUACUAACUAAACUGCCUCUUCAGAUAAACUGUAUAAAGCUAAUACAGUCGUCUCAUUAUGUUUGCGAAUUUAAUAUGCCUAAUAAUGUGUUUUUUUAUGGAUUUUUGGAGAUCACACACGAUUUAAGACACGUAUUGUUACAGGCUAGAGGUGCGAAAAUUAUUAAAAUCGUAGUAUUCAAUAAUAAACACAAUAAUAUUAGAUAUUAUAUGGUAUAUGCCAUACACUUUUGAUUAAAAACGUACUUUUUAAAAGUGUACAGGAUCUCUAGCCUAAAGCUUUUUAUAGGUGUAUAAUAAAUAAUGAAAUUGCACAAUUGUUUUAAAAUUGGAUUGCUAUCAAUGAAUUUGCUAUGGAUAAAAUAUAAUAUAAUAUUAGUGGCCGAGUCCAAAAUGAUUGGAUUAUGUUUUAAAAUUUUCAGUAUUAACUGCAAACGACUUCUGUAGGCCUAGCAUUUGCGUCAAUGACAUGUCUCUUGAAGAGAGAAAUUACAUAAGGUCGACCAAUAGCGGCGGAGUUGGUAUAUCGCUUUCAUGCUCGUUGCAAUGUAGUGCUAUGUCAAUACACUGUAUCAGGUACAGUGUUUUGUGGUAACGCCUAUAAAUGAGUUCCUCGCGGAGUUCCUUGGGAUUCAAAUAUUUUUUUCAAGACUUAAAAACCAUGAGAAAUGCAUUAAUAGUAUACACUGUUUCUAACAAAAUAGUAUGAGUAACUAAAGGGACUAAAAAAAGUGCGAUUUCUCGACAAACUCUAAUUAAUGUUUUUUUAGAUACAUUGUUUUGUCAGGACGCGGCGGUGCAUUGGGAUGAAAGAGAGCGAUAUUUUCGUCUCCGCCGCUAUUGGUCGACAAUUUUCUUAUUCUCGUUUCGUUAUAUGUCGUGGUAGCCCAUCUUAGGCCUACUGUGCAGUGCUUUAGGGUAAUAUUACGAAAUAUACGAUGUUGAUACUUUACUGGAUUGUAUUUAAGGUUCCCGUCUUAUAUCGGGAUUGUGUAAAGUUUAUUUUGUGAGGUUAAUUGUACAGAUACAGCGGCUUAAGGUGUUAAGGUGAAUUUUCAUGAUGACAACUCUAUACAACGGCUACACUUUUAAUAAAAAAGGUACAGGUUUUACUUGAUUGAUGUGAAAUGUACGAGUAUGAAUCAGAGUGUGAGUUGAAGUGAUUUGUGAAAAUUUACCUUAAAGAGUAUUAUGGAAUAGUACAAUAAUUGUGUUGUUCGCAUGACGUCACGGCAUUCCGGAUUGCAUCAGAUGAUCUUACUAUGCAUAUCAUAGUAUUGUUUUGUAAAUUUGCUAGGGUUGUAUUUUUAAGAGUCAAUAUUAUGUUUGACGUUACUGCACUUGACGAUUUUGUCGUAGUUUUUAGCUGCGUAGCAGAAUUCAACGUUUUUCACCUCGGUGUUUAGGUGUUUCGGUAGCUUUGGGGCUAAAACCCCCAUCAAACUUACUAUUCCAGUCUCUAGUAGGUAGUGACCCUAACAUUAUAUGGAUUUAAUGCAUUUACUCGAUCAAUAUAUAAUUAUUCAAGCUUGUCUGUUAUUGUAUAUUAAAAUUUUUGGAUCAAUAUAAUUCUAGCGAAUACACAUACAUGUAUUGCGAUAGUAUUAAUCACGAAGUGUUGACUUUACAAAGUUUGUAUGUAAAAUUAUAAUGUACUUAUAUAAAAAAAAAAAAGUAUGGCUAAGACCAAAGCAGUUCUCGUGUAUCGUUGCUAGUGGCAAUAUCUUUGGUCAAUUACUAGGAUGUUUCAUCGGUGCAUUUCGUGCAUUAUGGAAUCGUUAUUGAAUACUUAUUACAGUGUAAAACAAAUAGAAAUUUUAAUCUUCGAAAAAAUAUAUAUAUAUAUUGUCAUCGCAUAAAAAUCACACUUGCUCACGAUUUUUUUCUUUUUGUCGUUUUGUGACCAAUUUUUAUCCUUCAUUAGCUACGCAGUGCAAUCAUGGAAGAUAUUAUAUUUUUUUAAUUUAUUAUAUUUAAAACUGACGUUGAUACAAUCCUUCAGUGAUAUUUUCGUAUAAACACUCGACUGGCUAUUGAAGUAGUAUGAUGAAGUCAUUGUCAGUGGUGUAGCUAGGUGACCAAGGGCCCUGGUGAAAAUAAAAAAAGUGGGCCCCACUACUACCUAAAUUGGUUAGGUUUUAUUAAGUGAAAACAUUAAAUACAUAGAAAUGCUAAGCUAAUUUAUCAUCAGCUAUUUGUUUUCUAAGUUCAGGGUGCCUAGUGUGAGAUCUCAAUGUUUUCAUACUAUGACGAUCGCGUAAACGUAAACUCGAAUUUAUAAUGAAUUGUGCAGUAGUGCCGCUAGAUGGCGCUGUUUGAAUUCCUUAGAAAUUCGCGUUUAUGUUUACGCGAUCGUCACAGUAUGAAAACAUUGGAAACUUCCACUAGGCACUCAGGUCGAUCGCGAUUUUUUGGUAAGAAUUCGAGGGCCCCUUUAGCUUGAGGGUCCCGGGGCACCGCCUAGCCCCUCGGUAGCUACGCCAUUGGUCAUUGUAUACAGUUCCUAUGCAAAAUUAACGCUCUGGCCCCAUCUCUUGUAUCUUGAUUGUAAUGUCGAAAUUUUAAUGGAAAAAUAAUCACAACCAUCAAGUUUUGCUCUCUUGUUAAUAGCGUUUAGUGUCAUCGAAAAAAAAAAUGUAUAGGCAGAGAUUGUUGGAUUUGAUAUAGUUUAUGAAUAUUGUUAAUCUUAUGCUGUAUAAAUAGAAUAAUUAAAAGCUAUAUGUGUACUGAGGAGGUUUGAUUUGAUCCAGUAGAUUAUUAACACAGAUAUAUAACAAAAUAACAUAUCCGCAGAAGUAAUAGGUAAGCCCAAUUUUAAUAUUUUCGUUAUAUUUCAAUAAGAUACAACGUGUAAAAUAUUAUUUUAAUAUAUAUUUUUUAAUUCAAACGUAUGUAGAUUCCAAGAUUGUAUAUAUGUAAACUGUUAUGUAUAUAUGUAAACACAUGGCUCAAAGUCACUCAGCGGGCGAUGGAGCGAGCUAUGCUUGGACUUUCUCUGCGUGAUCGAAUCAAAAAUGAGGGAGAUCCGCAGAAGAACCAAAGUCACCGACAUAGCUCAGCGAGUCGCGAAGCUGAAGUGACAAUGUGCAGGCCACAUAGUUCGAAGAGCCGAUGUAUGUUGGGGUCCCAAGGUGCUGGAUUGGCAUACUUGCACCAGAAAACGCAGUGUUGGUCGACCUCCCAUUAGGUGGACCAAGGACAUCACGCGGGUUGCAAAAAGCCGCUGGAUGCUCGUGGCUCGAGACCGUUUGUUUGGAAGUCCAUGCAAGAGGCCUAUAUCUAGCAGUGGACGUCCAUCGGCUGUUAAUGAUGAUAAUGAUGAUGAUGAUGAUGAUCAUGAUGACCUAAACACUAUAGUGCAUAGUGUGCAUACUGCAUAGUGUGCAGUAAGAUGAGAAGAAUGUAACGUAUUUUAAAGUUUCUGAAAACUACAAAUUGAGUUUGAGAGUUUGACUUUACGUAUAUGUUUAACACAUAUACGAGUAGCUGUACGUCAACAAUAUACAAACACAGUUUGUGAAUGUCUUAGAGUGCCUGGUUUAAAUAAUGUAUAUAAUAUACUAUUGAAUUUAUUAAUUUAUUUUUAAUAUUUAUUUAUUUGUAUAUUUUGACGGAUAUUUGCCAAAGUUAAUAAUGUGUAAGAUUUCGUUUUCGACGUUAUAUUCAUUACAGCUAAGCUAAGUUGCUUGGUGUAUAUAUAUUAUUUUAUGAUAUCUUAUUGAAAUAUGACAUAAUACUAAUUGUAAGUGUAAUCUAUAGCAUGACUUAAUGUAAUUUAUUGUGCAUGAAUUCAAAAUAUGCGGUGCAAUCUACCAAUAAUUAAAUAGCAUACUGAUUCAUAAUAGAUAAGAAAUAAUACUGAAAUAGAAAAACGGCACAGUCUGACGCGAUUGAUCGAGCAUAGUACAAAUACGAACCCUUACGUGGUUUAUAAUCGUACGUAACUUAACUUACAGUGAUCAUACUAGUAUAGCCGAUUUACUACUUCAAUAUUAUGAAAAAUACUCACCAUUUUUUAAAUUGUAACAUAGGUAAGUUGUAUUAAAUUAGCAUGUGUGAGAGAUUUUCUCGAUUUUUUUUUAAAACUAGAUCAAAAUCAAAAUCAACAAUAAAAAUGAAUUGUCAGAAUGAACUGAACUAGAAACUGUUAGCCCUGGAUCCGAGGAUCAUUUUUCAAUUGAUAACUAUCAAGCAAAUUUUCCGUGAUCAACUUCAUCUUGAUGAUAUUUUUAUUUAAGUACGAAAAUUCUUAAUUUUUAUGGUAAAUAAAAGUUAAUACUCAUAUAAAACGUACCACCAUAUUUUUAGAACAAUUUACUCGUAACUGUUAAAUUAAAUAAUUAUUAAUUAAGGAUUACUGUUAAUUUAGCAAUAAAAAAGUUAAACGUCGCAUCAAUAUGGCUUAAUAUUGAUGACAAUUACUUACAGUAAAUUAGCUUAAUAGUAAUCGAUUAUAAAAAUGUUCUCCAUAUCCUGAACUAUGUGGUUUGGAGGUUGAAACUGUUGUUCAUUUUAUGUUUGGCUCAUAUAUCAUAACAUAGCUUUAUAUGGCAAUGUGUAACCUGCUUUAUGUGUGAACUGUUUUGCAUGUUGUUCUGUCCGGAGUUUACAUAUAUCCCACCGUAUAUACUCAGUAGUUUGUUUAUGAUAUAAUUACGUUAUUCACAUCACGUUCUUUUUACAUAUUAUUACAGGGCUUGUUGCACAACCACAUGGAUAUAUAUAAUUGUAUUAUUUUUUUUAUUGAUAAUAAUUACAGUGGAAAUUCGAUUGACUGGAUUGAUUAUUUAUCUGUAAUGUUAAGCCAAUCAAACAACGACGUAAAACAAUGUAUGACAAAUUGCACUGUUAAAUAUGCUUGUUUUGCCUGCGUGUGGUAUUUAAGAUAAUAAUAACCAUAUAAUUAUUAACCAUUAGGUAUGUAAUAUAGAUAAUUACAUUACAUAGUUAUUUUUUCAAAGUCAAAUUUUGUUCAUUCAGUGAGAACAGUGUGUUCAUUUUGAAUGUUCUACAUAUUUUUGCUUAUAAUGUUAAUGUAAUCAAAAUAAUGUUAAAAAUUAUUUAAAAAUGUAUAGAAUUUUUUUUUCUCGUUCCAUAUGAAUAAAGACGAGUGCGUAUAUCCUGAAAAUCGAGUUUCGACUGUAGUACAUGUAAAUAUUGAAAAAAGUAUUUCUGUAAAUAAUUAUAUUAAUAUAUAUUUUAAUAUGCCAAUAGCCGCCCGAUGCCUAACAUGCCGCCAAAGCUGCCGGAGCGACCGCAGAACGGGAGGCCAUUUUGAACGAGCCCACGCCGCCAUUUUGUGAUAGCAGCUUUGUAAAUAUAUUAAUACAUUUAUACAUAUACGUGUUACAUUACAUCACAAUAACCGAUGUAUUGGAACGUGGAGGACAUUACACAGGCAGUCAGUGUUCUAAUGUUUUAAAAAUAUAUCUAUGAAGUUAAAAUGUGCUUGAACGGACUUGCUAAUCGUUACGAACCUAAUAUUUAUAAUUAAUUUAAUGAAAUAAUUUAAUUUGCAUUUGAUUUUUUUAAUCUGUAUAAUAUAUGUUAGACUUAUGACAAUGUUCUGUUAAUGUGACAAUAGUAUCAGUUUAAUGUGUAUAUAAUAAAAUAAAAAUGUAAAAUUGUAACAAAACGAACUAAAAUAGAUAGUUGAAGUUUAAAGUGUUAUUAGUUUAUUCAAUUGUAUGUAAUUUAAAAUGUAUUUAAUACAAAUUUAUUGAGAAGCUAUUUUAGUAGCUCAAAGUCUUGAUUAUUAUUAAUAUUUAGCCUCUGUGAGAUUACAAUGCAUUAUAUUACAAAAAAUAUUGUAGCAUUUACUCGUAGCUUAAAAUGUGCAUGUCGAGUGAAUGCGCCGCAGCUGUAGUACCUAACUAAAAAGUUCCUUGAAAUUAUUUGAUGAAAAAUUAACUAACUAUUAUAUAUACCUUCAUACUAUAUAUAUAUCUUCAUACUAUAUACCAUCUCCGACCUCCCUCCUUAUAGUAGAGGGGAUAUGGAGAUCAGACCACUAGCCGUGAGGGUGAUAUUGUUAAUAACGAUCAUUAUCAGAUGUUAAUGGUAAUGAUCGAAACCGACGGCUUAUUUGGAUCAUCGAUAUGCUAUAGGGGUUGUUUUCACUAACUCGUUAGAUAUUCUAAACAAGUUUUGUAUCUUUCUUAACUUACUAAUGUCAAACGACAAAGUCAAAACUUGUAACUUAUCAGAAGAUGGUAAAACUGACCCUAAAUAUGCCCUAAAUAUAUUUUUAAGGAAAUUUCUAUUGCAUUUCUAUUCCAAGAAUAGAGAGAGAGAUAAUCUAUAUAGAUAUAUAAUAAUAUAGAAUCCAUCGACGUUACAAAUUGGGAAGUUAUUAAAGCAUUAACGCCAUCUGUUUUUUCUUAAAGCAAAGAUUUUAUUUGGACCCUGUGAAAAUAUUUCAUUGUUUAUCUAAUAUUGUUUUUUCGACAAUUUUUUGAAAUUAUUUUUACUAUUUGUAGCCACACAUUCCUUCAGCUGAAAGCGCGGCAGAAAUAUUAUGUACCUUUACAAUAUUUGUAUAUAGAUGUAAAAUACUGUGAACUUGUUCAUAUGUUGUGUACUUGUGUAUGCGAACUGUAAUAAACCUGUAUAUAAAAAUAUA